Molecule: messenger RNA, 1029 nt
Organism: Erythranthe guttata (spotted monkey flower)
Lineage: Eukaryota; Viridiplantae; Streptophyta; Magnoliopsida; Lamiales; Phrymaceae
Source: RefSeq, a predicted model, not a curated record
CGACCUCAAAGCAACCCCACAUAUCCAUUCUAAGAUACAUGUGUGGAAAAAACAUUAUGCAUCGCUAAGCACAAUGUUAUCGAGGUCGGGAUUUGGCUGGAAUGAAACAAACAAUACCAUUGAAGUCAUUGACGAACAAGUUUGGCAAGAGUACGUAAAGACGGAUGCUAAUGCCCGUUCCAUGAGGUACAAGUCAUGGCCAUUUUACAAAGACUGGACUACGGUCUUUGGAAAAGAUCAUGCAACAGGUGAACAUGCUGAAACGUUUGUCGAAGCCAUCAACGAUUUGGUCACCAACUCGAAAGGGAAAGAACCUUGUUCCAACGACGACGAAUACGUCCCACAACAGGAUCCUUCACGCUCCGAUAACUACUCACAAUACAUGUCAUUCAGCCGAGUUGACGAAGCAACUUCUGCAAAAUCUAAAUCCAAAUCCAAGAAGCGGCCACGUGUUGACGCCAUUGAAAGUGGGUACAUUGAGAUGACGUCUAAGUUUUUUGAGAAAAUGGAGUCCCAAAUGAAUGAACUUGUGAGCCGUAUGGGCUUCGAGAAAGAUGUGUCUAUUGCACGGAAACAAGUGUUUGAUGCCCUAGAAAACUUGCAACAUCUCACUUUCGAGGAAAGGCUCAAAGUCACUUCCAGAAUUUGUGACAAUAGCAAAGACCUAGACAUAUUUUUCUGUUUGAGUGAGGACUACAAAGCAAGUAUGGUGGAAUUGAUCUUAGAAGGGCGUUAUUAAAUGGUUAUUUGGAUUUUAAUAUGACAUAUUAAUGUAAUGAUAUAUUCGUAUUUUGCUGCUUGUAGUGAACUGUAUUUACGUACGACAUUAUGUUUGACCCAACUUUUGAUGACACACCACUAUAUUUUCCCCAAUAUGUUGCUAUAUUUUAUCAAUUGUAUAUGGUAAUGUGUUUUUAAUUGAAAAAACAAAGCUUAUAAAGAUCGAUUUCAAACACUUAGCACUAACAGAGACAAUACCAAACAUUUUACGAACACAAUAUAUAUUGACAUAGAAGUACCCAAACAAGC